Molecule: messenger RNA, 480 nt
Organism: Parnassius apollo (apollo)
Lineage: Eukaryota; Metazoa; Arthropoda; Insecta; Lepidoptera; Papilionidae
Source: the annotation of a GenBank genome assembly
AUGAUAGGAGCUCCACCAGAUAGUAUUGCUAUUCCUCAAGAGAGCGGAUGGAUGAACGGUGAGGUGUUCUUCCAAUGGUUGCAACAUUUUAAACAACAUGUUCAGCCAACGGAAACAAAUCCUGUCCUCUUAAUUUUGGAUGGCCACGCUAGUCAUAAGGAGCUGGCAGUUAUAAAAUAUGCACCUAGAAUCACUGACUAUGAUAUUGCUGCAGUUGUGGACGAAGCCUUUAGCAGAGCAGCAAGGUUGGAUAUAGCACAUAACGGAUUCAAGUGCACAGGAAUUUAUCCAUUUAACCCUGAAAUCUUAACUGACAUUGAUUUUUUGCCAUCAAUGAUGACAGAUGUGAUGCAAGAAGUUUCUUCCAAAGAAAAUAUGGCCAAUCAGUUCUCAGUAGCACAUUCUUUAUCGCCAGUACCCUCCACUAGUCAUUACCUGCAAAUGAACCGGAUCCUUCAACCAGCUCAACAGAUAUAUUGA